AUGGCGAGCCAACAGAACAAUCGCAGCUACGUUCAAGUUGGAUCCGCGGGCCAGAAACGCCGCGCAAAUCCUCCACCGCAGGCACCGUCUGGCAACCGUCAGACGACUGUCGGCCUCGGCGAGGAUUUUGGCCAGCAGUAUGGUCAGCAGACUGCCGCGUGUGAGCCCGGCCCAGGGCCCAACAUGGGACAACCCGACAAGGCUUAUGGCGAGGCUCUGCAUGGUGCCCAAGUUCAGCACAACCAGCAACACGCAGAACCGAGCUACCCGAAUACAACUUUGGACGACAUGCGAGCUGCCCUAAUGGAACUCUUGGAAGCAUCGCGUGCGCUGUCAUUUGUCAAGCCCUCAGGGACAGGAGAUCAGGGCAUGGACGCACGUGUCGGGUCUAUGGUCGAAAUUUUCAAAGCAAACAUCGCUGGGAAGCAGCGGGCUCGGUCGUGGAACACGUCCAGUCCGUACGGGGAUCUGACAGACCCGGGCACCAACCCGAGACCAUAG
Messenger RNA from Beauveria bassiana ARSEF 2860, 501 nucleotides. RefSeq lists its product as uncharacterized. The record is from RefSeq and is a predicted model, not a curated record. The transcript is spliced from 2 exons. The coding region runs from base 1 to 501 and encodes 166 amino acids. NCBI's taxonomy places the organism in Eukaryota, Fungi, Ascomycota, Sordariomycetes, Hypocreales, Cordycipitaceae.